CGCGCCGCGCCGCGGGGGGAGGGCUCGGAACCGACCUUCCCUGCGGCCAGGCCAGGCCGCGGCAGCCGCUCCCCCCUGCUGGGGGCAGAGCCGGGCCCGGGGGCGGCAGCGAGACCAGAGUAGCCGGGGGAGGGGCUGGAUAGUAACCACCCGCCUCCCGUCAGUCGCUGUGGCAGAGCCGGGCUUCCCCUAUUCGGAGGGCCAGGAAUGAGCAGCUGGAGGAGGAAGUGCAACAGCAGCAGAUAAGAUUCUUUUUCAUCAAAGUAAGGAAGAACAAUGGGAGUUCAAGGACUUUGGAAACUGCUUGAAUGCUCUGGAAGACCUACAAACCCAGAAACUUUGGAAGGAAAAAUUCUUGCUGUUGAUAUUAGCAUUUGGUUGAAUCAAGCGGUAAAAGGAGCAAGGGACCGUUACGGUAACACCAUACAAAAUGCUCACCUACUCACUUUGUUCCAUCGACUCUGCAAGUUGUUAUUUUUUCGAAUCCGGCCUGUCUUCGUUUUUGAUGGGGAGGCACCACUACUAAAGAGGCAAACUUUGGCUAAACGAAGACAGAGAAAAGAAUUGGCAGUCAGGGACUCUAAGAAAACUACUGAAAAACUCUUGAAAACUUUCCUGAAAAGACAGGCUAUCAAAACGGCUUUAACAGGCAAAAGCAAUGAAGCCCUGCCCAGCAUUUCACAAGUUCGAAGAGAAGAAAUUGAUGAUAUGUAUGUAUUGUCUUCUUUACAAGAGGAAGAAAAAAAGAGUUCAGAAGACGAGGAUGAAAAAGAGUGGGAAGAGAGAAUGAGCCAAAAAAAAAUAUUGCAGGAAGAAUUCUUUGACAAUCCUCAUUCUGUAGACAUUGAAUCAGAAGACUUCAGCAGUCUGCCUCCAGAAGUGAAACAUGAAAUCCUAACAGACAUAAAGGAGUUUACAAAGCGACGAAGAACAUUAUUUGAGACAAUGCCAGAGGAGUCCAAUGACUUCUCACAAUACCAACUUAAGGGUUUGCUUAAAAAAAACAACCUCAAUCGAUACAUAGAAAAUGUGGAAAAAGAGAUGAGUCAGCAGGACUCAGGCCAUAUCCAAACCCAAUAUGAAAACGAGGGGGGCUUCAUGAAAGAAGUGGAAAGCAAGAGGGUAGUCUCUGAAGAUACUUCUCACUACAUUCUGAUAAAAGGUAUUCAAGUAAAGGAAGCCACCAGUACACACUUAGAAACUCUUUCAGUUGGGCAUUCUUCCACAGGACCUAAAUAUAAUACACCUGAUAAAAUACAUAAUGAAAUGAAUGCUAGUACCAAACCACCUUCACCUGAAAAGUUAAAGACCGAGAAGGCUAGCAGUGCAGUUGGAGCACCUCCUUCUCCCAGAACUUUGCUUGCUAUACAGGCAGCAAUGUUAGAAAGCAGCUCAGAAGAGGAGCCAGAGGAUGAGGAUAAAAGGCAGCUGAAUUUGGACCAAGCCACUCUCUGCCCCGGUAUAGUUGAAGGCAAUGUAUCACCAAGAACACUACAGGCUGUUCAGCAAGCUCUAAGUGGUGGUGGUGAUGAUGAUGAUGAUGAUGAUGAUGAUGAUGAUGAUGAUGAUGUCAGAGCAGUUAUUACCACUAGUGCUGAUAGAACACGAAUGGAGAUGUCAGGGGUGAAGGAUCUUAUUAGUAGUUCAGAUGAGGAAGAUGAGGUUCCUAAAAUUAAGGAUGGAAAAGAGCCGCUACUUUUACCUACAAUUCUUUCAACAAACACAGUCCUUAUGCAAGAUGGUGAAUCAGACCAAAAAAGUCAGUCAGAUUUUUUUCUAAUCCCUGUACCUAAAGGUGUGUGCACACCUUGUGUUAAAAAUGACUCCUCCGUUGAAAUCAUUAGACUAGAUAAAGAAGAGACAGAAGACGAACAAGAUUACACUGCAAAAAUGGAUUCAAGUUCUCUGCAAGAAAAUAUGAAUAUUUGCAUGCAGAAACCAAUAAGUUCCAAAACAAAGACCACUUCAGUAGCUCUGACUCACUCAGAAACUACAGAAAUUUCCAACAACGGGGAAUCUGAAAAUGUAGAGUGUGUUUUAUCAAAAGCGGAAAAGAAUACUUCUGAGCUACAGCAUUCACUUUCAGUCACUCCAGAAAUAGCAAAUCCUAAUGAGGCAAGAGUGCAAAGGAAAUCACAGUCUGAAGAGAGUGAUUCAGAUGGUAGCUUUAUUGAAGUGGACAGUGAAAUUAGUAAUGACACUGAGUUUCCAGGUGAAAUAUUUAAAACAUCACAUGCUCCCUCUGAACCUGAUGAGACAUUGGCUGUUGAAGCAGCAGCUACAGAACUGGAGAAGGAAGGAGAUGAUGGUGCCACAGAGAACCUCCUUAAAGACGCUGCUGAAGAAGUGCAGUUGACUAUUCAUCAGAAUACUGAAACGGAAAAAGACAGGGAAGAUGCAGUGAAUGAAUGGCAAGAUAUUAGUUUGGAGGAAUUGGAAGCUCUGGAGAACAACCUUUCUGUUGAGCAAAACAUACUUCAGGCUCAAAAACAACAGCAGGAGCGUAUUGCUGCCACUGUAACAGGACAGAUGUUCUUGGAAAGUCAGGAACUUCUCCGUCUGUUUGGUGUUCCUUACAUUGAAGCACCUAUGGAGGCAGAGGCUCAAUGUGCUGUCUUGGAUCUUACUGAUCAGACAUCUGGGACAAUCACUGACGAUAGUGAUAUUUGGCUAUUUGGAGCACGGCAUGUUUAUAAAAAUUUCUUCAGUCAAAACAAGUAUGUGGAAUAUUACCAAUAUGUGGAUAUUCAAAACCAACUAGGGUUAGACAGAAGCAAGUUAAUUAAUUUGGCCUAUUUGCUUGGAAGUGACUACACUGAAGGAAUCCCAUCUGUUGGCUAUGUAACAGCAAUGGAGAUUUUAAAUGAAUUCCCUGGGCCUGGAAUGGAACCUCUCUUAAAAUUCACUGAAUGGUGGACUGAAGUUCAGAAGAAUAAGAAAAUAAGACCCAAUCCACAUGAUACCAAAGUAAAGAAAAAACUGCAGCAACUGCAGCUGAGUCCUGGCUUCCCAAAUCCAGCAGUAGUAAAAGCUUACCUGAAACCUGUGGUGGAUGAGUCAAAGGGGUCAUUCAUCUGGGGAAGGCCUGAUGUAGAACAGAUCAGAGAAUUCUGUCAGAAUUGCUUUGGCUGGACUAGGACAAAGACAGAUGAAGCCCUUUUGCCUGUACUUAAACAGCUGAACUCACAACAGACUCAACUUCGAAUUGAUUCAUUCUUCAGACUAGCACAACAUGAAAAACAAGCCAUUAAGAGCCAGAGACUUCGAAGAGCUGUGACUUGUAUGCGGAGGAAAGAAAAAGAAGCAGCAGCUGAUGAGGCUACUGCUGUUGUAGAAAGAGAAUUUAAACACGGUGAGAAAACUAAAGGAAAAAUAGCUGUCCAAGGCACAACGGAUCGAGCUACUGCAGCACAAAGCCAAAGGGUAAAGAGGAAAAAACAUUCAAAGUCUAAAGAGGAGAGUUUCCAUGGAGGUGGUUUCAUUGGUGAGAUGCAGCUGUCAGAAGCAUCCAGUGGGUCUUCAGGAGAGGAUUCUGAAAGCGAAGUUUUAAGUAAGAGCAAAAGAGGAAAAAUUGUCAAGGAAUCAGCAAUUCAGAAAAACACAGUGAGACAGGAGGAAGACAUGAAUAGUAGCUCAAGUGGUGAGGAUGGGGAUGAAGAAAACACAGUCAUGGUGACUGCCCGAUCUGUGUUUGAGGGCAAAAAAGGGAAAUCAUGGAAUACGAGAGGAAGAAAAAAGAAAAAGUGCUAACUGGUUUUUUUGAUUUAUGAUCAAGUCUUGAUUUGUAAAUACUCUAAUGAAUUCUCUGGUAGAAAAGAAUAAAUGUAAAUUAUCCCUU
Messenger RNA from Terrapene triunguis (Three-toed box turtle), 3838 nucleotides. It is a transcript of the gene ERCC5, whose product is annotated as ERCC excision repair 5, endonuclease. The transcript is spliced from 17 exons. Lineage: Eukaryota; Metazoa; Chordata; Testudines; Emydidae. Gene Ontology annotation, biological process: nucleotide-excision repair. Bases 277 to 3750 code for a protein of 1157 amino acids. Gene Ontology annotation, molecular function: single-stranded DNA binding; DNA endonuclease activity. Gene Ontology annotation, cellular component: nucleus. The record is from RefSeq and is a predicted model, not a curated record.